AGUCACAUUGUUGUCUCUUCUGCUUCAGCUGGCUGGCGCGGAGCCGCCCGUGGGCCAGGCCCAAGGUGCGUGCACUGGCACCCAUUUCUCGAGCAGGCCACGUCGAAGAGCUGGGGAUGAAUCAUUUCAGGAACGUUUAGCCGCCUCCCGUGUGAAAUUCAGAGCACUUGGAAAGAAAACGAGGGCACUGCGUCUGAACCUGCAGGUUUGAUUUGGCCAACACCCACCCGGGCAGGUGGGAAGGAGCACCCCUGUCACGGCGGGUGCUUGCAGGCAGCUCUGUGCUAAAAGCCAAGCUGCUCCGUGGCACCAGGUGCACCAGCAGCACACCGACGUGUGGGCAGCAUGACGGCAGCUGAAGGCCCGCGGCAGAGGCUCUGCAGCCUGCGCCUGAAGAAGCUGACGGUGCUGAAGGAGCUGGACAAGGAGCUGAGCUCGGUGCUCAUCGCCGUGAAGAUCCAGGGUUCGAAGCGAGUCCUGAGGUCGAAUGAAUACGUCCUCCCACCUGGCGGCCUGAUGGAGACCGAGCUGGAGCUGACCUUCUCGCUGCAGUACCCACACUUUCUGAAGAGGGACGGCAACAAGCUGCAGAUCAUGCUGCAGCGCAGGAAGAGGUACAAGAACCGCACCAUCCUGGGCUACAAGACCCUCGCGGUGGGCAUCAUUAACAUGGCCGAGGUGAUGCAGCACCCGACGGACGGAGGGCAGCUCCUGAGCCUCCACAGCAACAUGAAGGACGUAAACAUCCGGGUGGCCGAAAUCAGCAUCUACUCCUUGUCCAGUCAGCCCAUCGACCACGAGGAUGGGAGCGUCCCCUCGGGUCCUAAAAUCAAGGCUUCAGAUCGCUCCCCAGACAUCGAUAACUACUCUGAAGAGGAGGAUGACAGCUUCUCCUCGGAGCAGGAGGCCAGUGAUGAUGCUGUUCAGGGCCAGGAUCUGUUUGACGAAGAGGACGACUUGAGGAAAACCAAGAAGGCCAGGAGGAAAAUGAUCCGAACCACCUCAAUGACCAGACAACCCAACUUCAAGCAGAAAUUCGUGGCUUUGCUGAAGAGGUUUAAAGUGACAGAGGAGGUCCUGGACUCUGACCCCGUUGACCAGACCCAGGAGGUGGAGGAAGACCUGGGCUUGCUCUAUGACAGCCUGGAGGAGUGCAACAACAGCGACAGCGGCCCAGAGAUCGAGGACAACGAGAGCGUGCACAGUACGCCCAAGCCGACCCUGAGGCGUUUCUUUGAGGGAGUCUCUCAUUCUGGUUCCCAGACUGAGAUCGGCAGUCUGCACAGCCAGAAAGGGCAGGAUCAAGAGUCGGGCAGCCCUGGCGAGGUGGAGAAGAGGAAGCCGGGAGCUCCACGAGUGCAGGAGGAGCCAGGAGCAGAGGUCCCCGCAGUGGAGCUGGCCGCAGAGGAGCCGAGCCCCCGGCUGGCCCCCACAGAGGCUGCCACGAGGGAGGGCAGCGUGGACAGGCUGGCCCAGCUGGGCCCCGGGACCAAAGCUGAGCUUCCCAGUGCCGUGUCGCCCAGCAAGGCGGACAGCAAGCAGCUGUGGCGUCCCCGCAGCACCUCCGUGAAGGACAGGCAGAGCUCCAAGGGCCAGGGCGGCCGCACCAGCAGCCUGGACAGCGAGAGCUCUCCCGACUCGUGGCACAGCACCCAGGUGCCCCGAAAAUCAGUUUACGAUCAGCUGAACCAGAUCCUGGUCUCCGACGAGCAUCUCCCAGAGAGCAUCGUGCUGGUGAAUGUCGCCGAGUGGCAGGGGCAGUACGUGAGCGAGCAGCUCCUGGCGCACAAGCAGCUGGUCGUGUCCACCUGCUCGGUGGCAGACAUCCAGGCGGCCUUCAACACCACCGUCUCCCGCAUCCAGCGAUACUGUAACUGCAACUCCCACAUGCCUCCCCCGGUGAAGGUGGUUGUGGCAGGGGACCAGAGCUACCUGAGCGUGGUCCUGCGCUUCUUCGUGGAGCAACUGGCCAGCAAGACCCCCGACUGGCUCAACUACCUGCGGUUCCUGCUGGUGCCACUGGGCUCCCACCCCCUCGCCAAGUACCUGGCCUCGGUGGAUAACAAGUACAGCACGCUCUUCCUGGACACGGCGUGGCGGGAGCUGUUCAGCAGGGCUGAGCCGCCCGCUGCAGACACCGUGGACAUCGCCGGCCGCGUCACCCAGUUCAUCGCCGGGGCCAGCCUCUCCCACCAGCUCCCCAUCUCCGAGGCCAUGCUGACCUACAAGCAGAAGAGCCCCGAUGAGGACUCCUGCCAGAAGUUUGUGCCCUUCGUGGGGGUGGUGAAGGUGGGCCUGGUGGAGCAGUCCUUCAGCGCCUCCGUGGAUUCGGAUGAUGCCACAGCCUGCGCUCCCUCGCUGCUGAGCUCAACGCCAACCGCCAGCGGAGCAGCCCCCUACGGCAAGGAGACCGUGAGCACCCCGCCGCCCUCCCCGUCGGUCAGCAGCGGGCUCUCAGGGGCCGGGUCUCUGAGCCCCGGCGUGGAGGUGAUGGGCCUGCAGGUGGACUACUGGACGACCCAGGGGCUGGAGAGGAAGAAGGAGGGCGAGAAGAGGGAGACGGGCAUCAAGAACACACUCAAGAGCAAUUUCCGCUCGCUCCAGGUCAGCCGCAUCCCCGGCGUCGGGGAGCUGGUGCCGCCCAGCACCAUGGCCAUGACCGUGGUCACCAAGGAGAAGAACAAGAAAGUGAUGUUCCUGAGCAAGAAACCCAAGGAGAAGGACCUGGAGCCCAAGAGCCAAGUCAUCGAGGGGAUCACACGCCUCAUCUGCACGGCCAAGCACCAGAACACCAUGUUGCGAGUGUCCAUAGAUGGGGUGGAGUGGAACGACGUGAAGUUUUUCCAGCUGGCAGCGCAGUGGCCAACGCAUGUCAAGUACCUCCCCGUGGGCAUCUUCGGCUACUCCAAGGGCGUGUGAGAGGCGCUGCGGAGGGGCACGGGAGCCCCCACUCCACGGCCCAACCCCCUCCAGCUCUGCAGAGGGCCCUCCACACCCGCACCGAGGCCGGCUCCACGCAUCCUCCGACACCAGCCAGGGCACCGCGCCAUCCGCCUCCCCUCACCCCCAACGGCAGCCUGGGACAAGGGGACCCUGGGGGGGUUCUCCGGGCCCCCCUUUUCCCCGCUGCGGCCGCCGGGGCCCCAGCUGGGCUGGGCCCGGGCAGCUCCCCAGCGCCGGAGCCACAGCAGGGGCUGCUCAGCAGGGCCCCCUGCCCUCCCUGGCCCUGCCUCAGCCACACUCCUCAUCCCCCCGCUGCCACGGCCGGCGAGGUGAAGCCGAAGACGUGCCCGGGCUGCCGGGGGGGUCACCCUCAUGUCCACAUCCUCCCCCCCUCCAACCAGCCCUGUCCCCAGGGUGCUGCCAGCUGGAGGCGCAGCCUGGGGGCAGCUGGGAUUUUUUUUUACAAGAUUCUAUUUUUUUUAAAUUUAUUGUACGGUUACUUUUCGGGAUUAAUUUUAAUAAAUUAAUGCUGGUACCAUUA
This is a messenger RNA of Anas platyrhynchos (mallard), 3484 nucleotides long. Its product is annotated as phosphofurin acidic cluster sorting protein 1. The record is from RefSeq and is a predicted model, not a curated record. Gene Ontology annotation, molecular function: transmembrane transporter binding. NCBI's taxonomy places the organism in Eukaryota, Metazoa, Chordata, Aves, Anseriformes, Anatidae. Gene Ontology annotation, biological process: protein localization to plasma membrane.